GGGGCUUCCAGGGAGGGGCCGCAGGGCGGGACCUCGGGGACCCCGCCAGCCCGCGCACUCGGCUGGAUCUACAGCUGCCGCCAUCCGAUUCCUCAAGGUCUCACCGCUUCCUCAGCAGAGACCCGGGCUCGGCCGCCAUGUCCGCCGUAGACGAGGUUGCGGCCCGGCCGCACUAUGGCUCUGUCCUGGAUAAUGAGAGACUCACUGCAGAGGAGAUGGAUGAAAGGAGACGACAGAAUGUGGCUUAUGAGUACCUUUGUCAUUUAGAAGAAGCAAAGAGGUGGAUGGAAGCGUGCCUAGGGGAGGACCUGCCACCAACCACGGAACUAGAAGAGGGGCUUAGGAACGGGGUCUACCUUGCCAAACUAGGGAAUUUUUUCUCUCCCAAAGUGGUAUCCCUGAAAAAAAUCUAUGACCGAGAGCAAACCAGAUACAGGGCAACGGGCCUUCACUUCAGACACACUGAUAAUGUGAUUCAGUGGUUGAAUGCCAUGGAUGACAUUGGAUUACCUAAGAUUUUUUACCCAGAAACCACAGAUAUCUAUGAUCGAAAGAACAUGCCAAGAUGUAUAUACUGUAUCCAUGCACUCAGUUUGUACCUGUUCAAACUGGGUCUGGCUCCUCAGAUCCAAGACCUGUAUGGAAAGGUUGACUUCACAGAAGAAGAAAUCAACAACAUGAAAAUUGAGCUGGAGAAGUAUGGGAUCCAGAUGCCCGCCUUCAGCAAGAUCGGGGGCAUCCUGGCCAAUGAGCUCUCCGUGGAUGAAGCUGCAUUACAUGCUGCUGUUAUUGCUAUUAAUGAAGCUAUUGACCAUAGAAUUCCAGCCGACACAUUUACAGCUUUGAAAAACCCCAACGCCAUGCUCGUAAAUCUUGAAGAACCCCUGGCUUCCACUUACCAAGAUAUACUUUACCAGGCCAAACAGGACAAAAUGACAAAUGCUAAAAACAGGACAGAAAACUCUGAGAGAGAAAGGGACGUGUAUGAGGAGCUGCUCACACAAGCUGAAAUUCAAGGCAAUGUAAACAAAGUGAACACACUUUCUGCAUUAGCAAAUGUCGACCUGGCUUUAGAUCAGGGAUCCACUGUGGCCUUGUUGAAGGCACUGCAGUCCCCAGCCCUGGGUCUCCGAGGGCUGCAGCAACAGAAUAGUGACUGGUACCUCAAGCAGCUCCUGAGCGACAAGCAGCAGAAGCAGCAGAGUGGUCAGCUUGAACCCCUGCAGAAGGAGGAGCUGCAGGCCGGAGUGGAUGCUGCCAACUGCGCUGCCCAGCAAUAUCAGAGAAGGUUGGCAGCAGUGGCAGCAAUUAAUGCUGCAAUCCAGAAGGGUGUUGCUGAGAAGACUGUUUUGGAGCUCAUGAACCCUGAAGCCCAGCUGCCCCAGGUGUACCCAUUUGCUGCUGAUCUCUAUCAGAAGGAGCUGGCUACCCUGCAACAGCAGAGUCCUGAACAUAGCCUCACCCAUCCGGAGCUCUCUGUUGCUGUGGAGAUGCUAUCAUCAGUGGCUCUCAUCAACAGGGCACUUGAAUCAGGGGACAUGAAUACAGUGUGGAAGCAACUGAGCAGCUCGGUCACAGGCCUGACCAACAUCGAGGAGGAAAACUGUCAGAGGUAUCUUGAUGAGCUGAUGAAGCUGAAAGCUCAGGCACAUGGAGAGAAUAAUGAAUUUAUUACCUGGAAUGACAUCCAGGCUUGUGUGGACCAGGUGAACCUGGUGGUGCAAGAAGAACAUGAGCGGAUUUUGGCCAUUGGUUUAAUUAAUGAAGCUCUGGAUGAAGGUGAUGCCCAGAAGACCCUGCAGGCCCUGCAGAUUCCUGCAGCCAAGCUUGAGGGUGUCCUUGCAGAGGUGGCCCAGCAUUACCAGGAUAUGCUGAUCAGAGCCAAGAGAGAGAAGGCCCAGGAAACCCAGGAUGAGUCAGCUGUGUUAUGGUUGGAUGAAAUCCAAGGUGGAGUCUGGCAGUCCAACAAAGACACCCAGGAAGCCCAGAGAUUUGCUUUAGGAAUCUUUGCCAUUAAUGAGGCAGUUGAAAGUAGUGAUAUUGGUAAAACCCUGAGUGCCCUUCGUUCUCCUGAUGUGGGCUUAUAUGGAGUCAUCCCUGAGUGUGGCGAAACUUACCAGAAUGACCUUGCCGAAGCCAAGAAGAAAAAACUGGGAGCAGAUAAUAACAGCAAGUGGGUAAAGCACUGGGUGAAAGGUGGAUAUUAUUAUUACUACAAUCUGGAGACCCAAGAAGGAGGAUGGGAUGAACCCCCAGACUUUGUGCAGAAUUCUAUGCAGCUUUCACGGGAAGAGAUUCAGAGUUCCAUCUCUGGGGUGACAGCAGCGUAUAACCGAGAACAGCUUUGGUUGGCCAACGAAGGCUUGAUCACUAAGCUGCAGGCUUGCUGCCGUGGGUACCUGGUCCGACAGGAAUUCCGCUCCCGGAUGAAUUUCCUGAAGAAACAGAUCCCUGCCAUCACCUGCAUUCAGUCACAAUGGAGAGGAUACAAGCAGAAGAAGGAAUAUCAAGACCGGUUAGCUUACCUGCGUGCCCAUAAAGAUGAAGUUGUGAAGAUUCAGUCCCUGGCAAGGAUGCAUCAAGCUAGGAAGCGCUACAGAGAUCGCCUGCAGUAUUUCCGAGACCAUAUAAAUGACAUUAUCAAAAUCCAGGCCUUUAUUCGGGCAAACAAAGCUCGUGACGACUACAAGACUCUGAUCAAUGCUGAGGAUCCACCUAUGCUUGUGGUCCGAAAGUUUGUCCACCUGCUGGACCAGAGUGACCAGGAUUUCCAAGAGGAGCUUGACCUCAUGAAGAUGCGAGAAGAGGUCAUCACCCUCAUUCGUUCCAACCAGCAGUUGGAGAAUGACCUCAACCUCAUGGAUAUCAAAAUUGGACUGCUGGUGAAAAACAAAAUCACACUGCAGGAUGUGGUUUCCCACAGUAAAAAGCUUACCAAAAAAAAUAAGGAACAGCUAUCUGAUAUGAUGAUGAUAAACAAGCAGAAAGGGGGCCUCAAGGCCUUGAGUAAGGAGAAGAGAGAGAAGCUGGAAGCUUACCAGCACCUGUUUUAUCUGUUGCAGACCAAUCCCACCUAUCUGGCCAAGCUGAUUUUUCAGAUGCCCCAGAACAAGUCCACCAAGUUCAUGGACUCUGUGAUCUUCACACUCUACAACUACGCCUCCAACCAGCGUGAGGAAUACCUGCUACUGAGGCUCUUUAAGACAGCGCUGCAGGAGGAGAUCAAGUCAAAGGUAGAUCAGAUUCAAGAGAUUGUGACAGGCAAUCCAACAGUCAUCAAGAUGGUUGUGAGUUUCAACCGAGGUGCCCGGGGCCAGAAUGCCCUGAGACAGAUCCUGGCCCCUGUCGUGAAAGAGAUUAUGGAUGACAAAUCUCUCAACAUCAAAACUGACCCUGUGGAUAUUUACAAAGCUUGGGUUAAUCAGAUGGAAUCUCAGACAGGAGAGGCCAGCAAACUGCCCUAUGAUGUGACCCCUGAGCAGGCUCUGGCUCACGAGGAAGUGAAGACUCGACUGGACAACUCCAUCAGGAACAUGAGGGCCGUGACAGACAAAUUCCUCUCCGCCAUCAUCAGCUCUGUGGACAAAAUCCCUUACGGAAUGCGCUUCAUUGCCAAGGUGCUGAAGGACUCCUUGCAUGAGAAGUUCCCAGAUGCUGGUGAGGACGAGCUGCUAAAGAUUAUCGGUAACUUGCUCUACUACCGAUACAUGAACCCAGCUAUUGUUGCCCCUGAUGCCUUUGACAUCAUCGACCUGUCAGCAGGAGGCCAGCUGACUACAGACCAGCGCCGCAAUCUGGGCUCCAUUGCAAAGAUGCUGCAGCACGCAGCUUCCAAUAAGAUGUUUCUGGGAGAUAAUGCCCACUUAAGCAUCAUUAAUGAAUACCUUUCCCAGUCUUACCAGAAAUUCAGACGGUUUUUCCAAACUGCUUGUGAUGUCCCAGAGCUUCAGGAUAAAUUUAAUGUGGAUGAGUAUUCAGAUUUAGUAACCCUCACCAAACCAGUUAUCUACAUUUCCAUUGGUGAAAUCAUCAACACCCACACUCUCCUGUUGGACCACCAGGAUGCCAUUGCUCCAGAGCACAACGACCCCAUCCACGAGCUGUUGGAUGACCUGGGAGAGGUGCCCACCAUCGAGUCCCUGAUAGGGGAAAGCUCGGGGAGUUUAAAUGACCCAAACAAGGAGGCACUAGCCAAGACAGAAGUGUCUCUCACGCUUACCAACAAGUUUGAUGUGCCUGGAGACGAGAAUGCAGAAAUGGAUGCUCGGACCAUCUUACUGAACACAAAGCGGUUAAUUGUGGAUGUCAUCCGCUUCCAGCCAGGGGAGACCUUGACUGAAAUCUUGGAAACACCAGCCUCCAGUGAACAGGAAGCAGAGCAUCAGCGGGUCAUGCAGAGACGCGCCAUCCGGGAUGCCAAAACUCCCGACAAGAUGAAGAAGUCCACAUCUGCAAAGGAAGACAACAACCUCUCUCUCCAGGAGAAGAAGGAGAAGAUCCAGACUGGCUUAAAGAAGCUCACAGAGCUUGGGACUGUGGACCCAAAGAACAGAUACCAGGAGCUGAUCAACGACAUUGCUAGGGAUAUCCGGAAUCAGCGGAGAUACCGACAGAGGAGAAAAGCUGAACUUGUGAAGUUGCAGCAGACCUUUGCUGCUCUGAACUCUAAGGCCACCUUUUAUGGGGAGCAGGUGGAUUACUAUAAAAGCUACAUCAAAACCUGCUUGGAUAACUUAGCUAGCAAGGGCAAGGUCUCCAAAAAGCCUCGGGAAAUGAAAGGAAAGAAAAGCAAGAAGAUUUCUCUGAAAUACACGGCAGCAAGACUGCAUGAGAAAGGAGUGCUUCUGGAAAUCGAGGACCUGCAAGUGAAUCAGUUUAAAAAUGUUAUCUUUGAAAUUGGUCCAACAGAAGAAGUUGGAGACUUUGAAGUGAAAGCCAAAUUCAUGGGAGUUCAGAUGGAGACCUUUAUGUUACAUUAUCAGGACCUGCUGCAGCUACAGUAUGAAGGUGUUGCAGUCAUGAAGUUAUUUGAUAGAGCUAAAGUAAAUGUCAACCUCCUGAUCUUCCUGCUCAACAAAAAGUUCUAUGGGAAGUAAUUGAUCAUUUGCUGCCAGCCCAGAAGGACAGAGGGAAGAACCUCUUAGAGCCCCUUCUGGGAUCUCUCUUUGCUCACUGGAAGCCAGCACCAGCACAUAAUGAUGCCUCAGUCUGAUGCCUCCCAGCACCUCAUUUUAACUCCUGUCUCUGGUGGGACAUUCGCCGCCCUCUUUUCACAGUGAAAUUGUGUUUUGGGCUUAGUCGACCUUCUGGUGCCUUCAUUUUUCUCAUACUUAGGAAAAAAUGGAAACCCCACCAAAAUCCUCUGUGAUUGCAGCCUUUGAAGCAGUUUUGCUGGCCUGUAAGCUUUGAUGUUUGUUUUACUCAGCAACAAGGACAGUGGAAUUCAAAUUCUCAUCACUUUGAAGUGGGCACUCUUAGCAGCAACAUGGACACAUAAUAAAAUGUCAGGUUAGCAGUGGUUACUCAGUUGUCCUCUGGAAGUGAACCUCCUUUAUAUUUCUGUCCCAUCACUAAAGUCAGAAGAUAUAGCAGAUGGUUGAUUCUCACUAUUCUGUUUUCCUUUGUGGGAAGCAGCUAAUGUAAGUCACUGUAUUCCGCUAUUGAAAUGAAGCAGUUUUAGAGGGGGGAAAAAAAGAGAUAGCAUUUUUAAAAUUUCACCAUCAGAUUUGGGCAAUGGUGUUAGUGUGACACCCCCAGCAGUGCACGAGAAUGGCCCAGUGAUCUUGUUGAGCUGGUUUCGUGGAUUGGCAUAGGACUGGGUGCCUGCCUGUUUCUAGAGAUUAACUCCAUUGAAGGACACGGCCCACCCAUCACUGCAGUAAAGCACUGGGCCUUAGGGUAGAAUAUAACGGUUCUCAAGUCUGUUCUGUGUCUUAAGAUUGCCUUAUAAAAGCAUAGAUUUAUUUCUUAAAAUGUGAUAGAAAUUUUAAAGAUUUAUGUAAUGCUUCAAAAGCCUUUAGAAUAUUUUGAGAAAAAAGUUUAAAAAUUGGUUUAUCUGUAUAUUUGAACUCUUGAAACUUUCUUAGUCCUGAAACACUAGGAUCUAUCUGCAGAAUUGCAGAAAGAAUCCUGCCUUAAAUAGCUAAAACAAAAACAGCCAACCGGUGUUAUACUUGACAUUAAAAUCAAAAUUUCUUCCUGUUUCUUUUUUCUUGCUGCCCAUAUUUGUGCCUUUAUUUUAUGAACCUAAAUUUUCUAGGCUUCAUCAAAGACAGUUUAGUUCUAAAUGUUGAAUUUAGAAAGCUUUUGUUCUUGGAAAAAGUAAUAAACUUUUUUUUAAAAAUCUGUUUAUCCAGGAAAAUAGAUUGAAAUCAUGCCACUGAACCUCCAUUUUCUCUGAUGUUUUGGUUCAGUAUUCUUUUAUCAUAAAACUUUAAAAUCUAGAAUUUAAAAAUGUACUGAUAUAUUUAAGGCCAAUAAACUUUUAAUUAAUAAUGAACCAUGUGGUGCAUCCCUGUUAAACAACCGCAAGUCUUGGAGAAAUGGCUUUCGUCUGCAUAUCCUGAUGUGGGUGCAGGCCACAGAAAGGAGCCUGUGGCACUACCCUGACCUUGGUUUUGUUGUGUUUGGGAAAACAAUUUUUUUAAUAAACAUUUCCCCAUCAUCAACUCAAAAACCGGUACUAACAAAAGUAUGUAAACCCUUUUCCUCAAAAGAGUACACCCAUCCCAAAUGCUUGUCCCCAGCGCCACCUCCAAGUUGGUAAUGACCAAAGUUUACAACUCCUUUAAUAGAAUAGGGUGUUUCAGUUACUUGUCAGGAUUAUACUGCCCUGAACACAAUUUCUAAUGCAAAAUAGCCUCAAAAGAACGUUAAGAAGUUUGAUGAUAACCCUAUAAAAUUAGAGAUUGCCCCAACAGGCACUGAAGCCUGUCGAGCCAUAUUUGUCAGCUGUCCUGUUCUGUCUCAUCCUCUCCUCCUCUGACCUUCUCUGUGAUCAGCCAUCCUGACAUUUACCAUGAAUUUACUUCCUCCCAAGGAUUCAACUACCCCUCAGGUUGUUCCUACACACAAUUGUCUUUGUAUCUCUGGAUGAAAUAAAAGGUCAUUUGUUCCUGUG
Molecule: messenger RNA, 7120 nt
Organism: Heterocephalus glaber (naked mole-rat)
Lineage: Eukaryota; Metazoa; Chordata; Mammalia; Rodentia; Bathyergidae
Gene: Iqgap1
Product: IQ motif containing GTPase activating protein 1
Biological process (GO): epidermal growth factor receptor signaling pathway; positive regulation of protein kinase activity; regulation of GTPase activity
Cellular component (GO): nucleus; cell cortex
Molecular function (GO): calmodulin binding; actin filament binding; GTPase activator activity
Source: RefSeq, a predicted model, not a curated record